Molecule: messenger RNA, 3292 nt
Organism: Megachile rotundata (alfalfa leafcutting bee)
Lineage: Eukaryota; Metazoa; Arthropoda; Insecta; Hymenoptera; Megachilidae
Gene: Nhe1
Product: Na[+]/H[+] hydrogen exchanger 1
Biological process (GO): proton transmembrane transport; potassium ion transmembrane transport; sodium ion transport
Cellular component (GO): membrane
Molecular function (GO): potassium:proton antiporter activity; sodium:proton antiporter activity
Source: RefSeq, a predicted model, not a curated record
AUUUGUUUGAUUUUUCUUUAUUUCUUGUUAUUUAUUUCAAAUUAUAAAGACGAAAGUGUUAAUUUGCUUAUCAUAGCAGAAAUUUUUUUUUCCUUGGUUAAAACACGUGGACUGUUGCUGACGCAAAUACGUAGCGACAUAUCGAAAUAUUCCACACGAUCAGCUGUAUUUAUUCAUACCGUUUUCGAGAAUCGAAAGAAUCAUUCAAUUGUUGCGUGAUAAUGUGAAAGUAAUUUAAAAAUGAAUUUGUAUUCAGUUAAUCAACUUUUAUACAAAAGUGUUGUUAUUAGUGUAAUAUUUUUUAUUUUUGGUGUACUGACAACAACUUCAUAUGCACAAGAAGCUUCUAACCUCAAACAUGAAGCUGUCACGGAAAGCAAUAAAAAGAUCACGCAACCAAUUCUUAUACCGACAAAUUUGACUACUGUUACUCCGACAGAAUUAAACACUCCAAAUACUUCUGAUAAUAAUAAAGCGAAAGAAAACGUCACAACGUCAAGCAUAGUAAAUACAGAAUCUCACCAUACAUCUUCAAGUACAAUUCGAUCAGAUCAUGACAGUAACAAUCAAAGUACUGAGAAAGUUGCUACAGUAUCUACAAAUACUGUUAAUGAUAAAAAUGGAAAUAAUAUGUCAGAUUUUACAAUUCCAUCGCAGAGUUCAGAUAUCAGUAACUCAACGAAUACAAGUACAACAACAGUUACGCCAGCAGAACCAGUAUUACCUGACAAAGGAUCUGCAGAAGAAGAACAUAAUAGUUCUAUGUCUAUAUUUUUUGUCCUCUGUGUUCUAGCUUUAGGCAUUUUACUUAUACAUAUUAUGUUAGAAACCAAUUUCCAAUAUCUACCAGAAUCUGUAGUUAUUGUAUUUUUGGGAGGAGCUAUCGGUAUGAUCAUAAAUCUUAUGUCAAAUCAAAAUAUAGCUAAUUGGAGGAAAGAGGAAGCCUUCUCUCCAACAGCCUUUUUUCUUGUACUUCUUCCACCUAUUAUAUUUGAAUCAGGAUAUAAUUUACACAAGGGAAAUUUCUUCCAAAACAUUGGCAGUAUUUUAGUUUUUGCAAUAUUUGGAACAGCAAUAUCAGCAUUUGUUAUAGGAGCUGGAAUUUAUUUAUUGGGAUUAGCUCAGGUAGCAUAUAAACUUAGUUUUGUUGAGAGUUUCGCGUUUGGAUCAUUAAUAUCAGCAGUAGAUCCUGUCGCUACAGUAGCAAUAUUUCAUGCCUUGGAUGUAGAUCCAGUAUUGAAUAUGUUGGUUUUUGGAGAAUCCAUUUUAAAUGAUGCUAUUUCUAUUGUACUAACUACAUCAGUAUUGGAGUCCAAUAAUGCAACAACCACUAGUGAAGCCAUUAUUCUUGGCUUAAACAGAUUUUGUCUAAUGUUUUUUGCUUCUGCUGGCAUUGGAGUUGUCUUUGCUCUUAUAAGUGCAUUACUAUUAAAACAUGUAGAUCUCAGAAAAAAUCCUUCUCUUGAAUUUGGACUUAUGCUGGUAUUUACAUAUGCACCAUAUGUUCUGGCAGAAGGCAUUCAACUGUCUGGUAUUAUGGCAAUUUUAUUUAAUGGAAUUGUAAUGUCACAUUACACACAUUUUAAUUUAUCAACUGUAACUCAAAUUACAAUGCAACAAACAAUGAGGACUUUAGCAUUUAUUGCUGAAACUUGUGUGUUUGCAUAUUUAGGAUUAGCUUUGUUCAGCUUUAGACAUCGGUUUGAACCAGCACUUGUUAUAUGGUCUAUUAUUCUGUGUUUGAUUGGAAGAGCUGCAAACAUCUUUCCUUUAGCUUUCCUUGUCAAUCGUUUUCGAGAACAUCAAAUUACUAGAAAGAUGAUGUUUAUAAUGUGGUUUAGUGGCUUAAGAGGCGCUAUUUCUUAUGCUUUGUCACUGCACUUAGAUUUCAGUGAUGAAACACGACAUGUGAUCAUUACUACCACGUUAAUCAUUGUAUUAUUUACAACAUUAGUAUUUGGUGGUUCUACAAUGCCAUUAUUAAAGUUUUUAAGGGCAGAAAAGAAACAAAAAAGUAAUAGCAGAAGGAAAAGGAAAGAUAAAGAGAUUUCACUCAGUAAAACUAGGGAAUGGGGACAAACAAUAGAUUCUGAACAUCUGUCAGAACUUACAGAAGAAGAAAUUGAAGUAUCUUUUCUUCAAUCCCGAAUCCGUGGUUUUGCAAGAUGGGAUCUGAAAUUCUUCAUUCCAUUCUUUACUAGAAGGUUCACCCAACAGGAAUUAAAAGAUUGUAAAUCUCAAAUGACAGAUUUAACGAAUCAAUGGUAUCAAGCGAUUCGAAUCAGUCCUAUGGAAUCAGACGAUGAAGUAACUACGGCGUCAACGGCGCAAUUAACUAUAAAUCUAUCAGCAGAGAACCAGGGUCAAGUACGUGGGAAACAAACCAAAGGACGUCCAAGUCACGGGUCUAUAUUAAGUAUAUAAUUUAUUUUUGUGUGCUGUGCUAAAUUUGCUGUUAAUGCUAUGCUUACCAGCGAAUGUAUACAAACUUUUAUAAGCACGUAAAUAGGAAUUAAAAAAAAGAUAUUUUCUGUGAUUGCUAUAUGAAAUAUAGUCUUGAUUUCCAUUAUGCAAUGUAUACAGUACAUAUUUUCAAUGUUCAAAAUCAUAAACUGUUUAAUUUGUUUUGUACUAAAAUGAAAUAAUAUUUCAUAUGACAAUAAGGUGUUGUUAAAAGGAAGCAAAAACUAAAACAUUAAUCAAAAAUAAUUAUUUGUUAGCUUCAGCAAAUAGUUUACUAUUGCGAUUUAGCUAGAAAAACAAUUUUCAUGUAGAUCAUUUGAUCGUGAUUGGUGAUGAACAUUUGCUUUGCUCUCAAAGCUUCUUGGUGGUGAAGGGUUGUACUUGAUACACAUAAAAUUUGGAAGUAUUAAUAAGUUUUAAAUUAAUUUACAGAGACGUCGAGGAUUGGUCUGAUUAAUAAUCAAGUUUAUAUAGCUAAAAUUGUGGAAUUAUUUCGUCAGUUAAAAAUAUUAUAGUAUUGAAAUAUAUGUAUUAUAUAUAUUAUAUUACAGAAAUUGGCAUAACAAUCUUAGUACCGGACUUGUCUAUAAAUAACAAGUUCAUACAUUGUGCUACGUACAAUAGUACAUAAUUGACCAUGUAAUUCAAAUUUUAGAACGUUAUAGUAUUUAACAAGGUAUAGUGUAUAGUGAUAUGAACAAACAUGUGAUACUUUAAAAAUAUUUAAUUUCUGCACAAAAGGUUAUAUACAUUAUGAAAUGUCUAUGUUGUAUAUUAUGUGUUAAGAUAUUUAUAUAAUACUACAAAUUUCAUAUGGCACUAAAAUAUA